GUGGAUCAGCAAAUGCCAUGAAGUGCUUGCUGGUAUUGUUGUGCGGAGCUAUUGCCGUAUCCGCGGUGCAACUACCCCCUACUGUCCCCGUGGACUUUAACUUGGAAGACAAGGUGCUGUCCGACAUUGCCGACGAUGUCGCUAACCGUCUAGAGCAGGAAUACUACACAUUUUUGAAAACAGGAGUCGAGACUCCGGCGUUUAAGCAACUCACCACCCAGCUGGCAAAUGCGCAUACCAAAAAGGACAUUUUCACUAAGGAUCUGACGGAAUUGGAGACGCGUGAUAGCUUUGUGGUUUGCACUCUAUGUCGCUCCAUUAUGAGAGUUUUUAUGCGCACCAUUCGGGAUGAGGAUGGAGAGCUACAUGGCGAGAACAGUGGUGCAAUAAUGAAGAAAAUUGCAAUGGAUGUGUGUCGACGAUUGAAUCUGCAGACGGAGGAGGUAUGCGAGGGUCUGAUCGACGCAGAGCUUCCAACUGUGGAUUAUAUAAUGCGCAACUCGGAAAUGGAUUCUCAGAGCUUUUGUUCGCUCUUCCUGACUUUUAAUUUCUGCAACACGGGUUCCAAUCCCGACUACAACUGGUCCCUAAAAAUCGACGACAAGGUCGAAGCUCCAACCAGUUCUAAGGGGGAUACACCGCGUCAGAGUGAGAGUGAUAUCAAGAUAUGCCAGUUCUCGGACAUCCAUCACGAUCCGCUGUACGAGCCAGGCAGCCUUGCCACCUGUGAUGAGCCCAUGUGCUGCCAACGCCAGAAAAGCAGCACGGAAGGUACACCUAAUGCAGCGGGCUACUGGGGCGACUAUAGAGAUUGCGAUUUACCCUGGCACACACUUGAGUCGGCGCUGAAUCAUGCAGUUAAAACGGAGAAAUGCACCUAUAUCUAUCAGACGGGUGAUGUGGUUGAUCACAUGGUCUGGGCCACGUCUAUAGAGAAAAAUACGGGGGUGCUGAGUAAGGUUAGCGGUCAGAUUGAUAAGGUGUUCAAUGUGCCCGUCUAUCCGUGCAUUGGCAAUCAUGAACCACAUCCACUCAAUCUGUUCAGCCCCGAAGGAGUGCCUAAUGAAGUAAGCACCAAGUGGCUGUAUGAGCACUUGUACGAAGACUGGUCUAAGUGGCUGCCCAAGGAGACCAAGGAGACUAUACUGAAGGGUGGUUACUAUACAGUGUCCCCUCAGAAGGGUUUCCGCAUUAUUGCCCUAAACGGCAAUGAUUGCUAUACGGAUAACUACUGGCUGUAUUACAGUGGGACCGAUAAAAUUCCACAAUUGGAGUGGUUCCACGAUACGCUCCUCGCCGCCGAGAAAAAUGGUGAGCAUGUCCAUGUGCUCAACCACAUUCCUUCGGGUCAUGGCACCUGCUGGGCGGUGUGGGCUCGAGAGUACAAUCGAUGCAUUACCCGUUUCCAUAAGACAAUUUCCGGCAUCUUUAACGGACACUCGCACAAGGAUGAGCUGGUGGUACAUUAUUCCGACGAGGGUCAUGCGGCUUCAGUUGCUUGGAAUGGCGGUGCCCUGACCACCUUCAGCUUCAAGAACCCAAAUUACAGGGUAUAUGAUGUUAAUUCCGAGACCUUCGACGUGACCAACCAUCGCACCUACAUCUUCCACUUGAACGAGGCUAACAAUAAACCCACGGAAGAGCCCAAUUGGUUCCUGGAGUACGAGUUCACCAAGGAGUUCACCGAGGACUUGAGUCCCGCGGGCAUUGACAAAUUGUUGGAUAAGUUCGCAGAAAAUCCAGAUCUAAUGCGCAAGUACUGGCGCUAUAAGGUCACCACUGCGGACCCACAGGUUACUGGUGGUUGUGAUCGCAAUUGUCUGGCCGGUUCUCUCUGCGCCGCAGCUGUUUCAGUGAAUAAUAAGCGGGAGCGUUGCGAGGAGCUUAGGCAGAAACUCUUUGUAGCCUUGGACAACGAGGAGGACGACGACGAUUCUGCUGCUGCGCUUAGCAUUUUGAGCUUCACUUCGCUGCUGGCAGUGGUAUUCACCAUGAGAAUUGGCUUCUAAAGACUUGUUUAAUCUGUAAACUAAUAAUAAUAAGUUAUAUAAUCGCACAUUUCAUUUUUGUUCUUUGAUAUCAUGAUCACGAUUAAUUGCAAAAUCGAAAAUAUACUUACAAUUUGUCGAUUUGUUUAA
Molecule: messenger RNA, 2138 nt
Organism: Drosophila grimshawi
Lineage: Eukaryota; Metazoa; Arthropoda; Insecta; Diptera; Drosophilidae
Product: sphingomyelin phosphodiesterase 1
Exons: 4
Coding region: 18-2009 (663 amino acids)
Biological process (GO): ceramide biosynthetic process; sphingomyelin catabolic process
Cellular component (GO): lysosome
Molecular function (GO): acid sphingomyelin phosphodiesterase activity
Source: RefSeq, a predicted model, not a curated record